Kuraishia capsulata CBS 1993 is the source of this 1758-nucleotide messenger RNA. RefSeq lists its product as uncharacterized. Gene Ontology annotation, molecular function: GTP binding. Lineage: Eukaryota; Fungi; Ascomycota; Pichiomycetes; Pichiales; Pichiaceae. The coding region runs from base 1 to 1758 and encodes 585 amino acids. Gene Ontology annotation, cellular component: mitochondrion. The transcript has a single exon. The record is from RefSeq and is a predicted model, not a curated record.
AUGAUUGUUUUGAAGUCUACGAGGAGUUUUGUGCGGUUUGGUGUAUAUAGGGCCGUGGCUACUGUGGGCACGGUUAAUACUGGGUUUACCAUACUAGGCCGCACGCACUCAAAGUCUGGGAAUCAGUUUGGAACAAGACAAUCUCCAUACUUGGUGACAUCAAGGACUUUUCACCGUGCUAGUCGGUUGCAAAACCAUGAAAACACCGAAGAACUCGAAGUCAAAAAUGCUUCUGACGAAAAGUCCAUCAUGGGUACCCUGUUUUGCGAAUCCUGUGGAAGUACACUGCAAACCACCAACCCUUCAGAAGAGGGAUACUACCUUCCAGAUGAAAAAAAAUCAGCCGAGAAUCACCAAAGAGUACAAAAGACUCUUCAACAGCUUAAAGAACAGCUUUUGGCUUCCAGUGAGGACGGUUACGAACAUAUAGCCAUGCCUCCAAAGCCUAAAACCCAGCUUGUAAAGAACCGCAAGUGCAAGAGAUGUCAUGACGCUAUACACAAACACCAAUGGAACGAAAACAAUGCUGAUCUUUUAUAUGGGCCUUCAGAAAUUGGCCAAAAGAUCCCCAAGAACGCGAAUAUUAUUUAUCUCGUGAACUCGUUGGACUUUCCACUUUCGGUAAGUACCUCUUUACUAUCUGAUCGACCACCUGCCAAUAUCUACUACGUCGUCACAAAAAUCGAUAGAUUUUACCCAAACGUGUCUGGAUCUUUACACCAAAAGGCAUUGCCUUAUUUCAUGGAUGUUUUGCAUAGGCUUGUGGGUGCAAGAAAAGACAGAGUGUUUCUCGUCUCUGGUAAGCACCAAUGGUACUUGAAAAGACUCAUGGCUGCUCUUCCAAAGGGAGACGUUUAUGUCGUUGGUGAAGUGAAUGCUGGUAAAAGCACUCUUGUUCGUGGGCUCGCACAUUCAAGUAGCUCUGAGUUGGAAUCCAGCAAGUCCCAUUCCCAGGCCAUAUCCUAUCUCCCUGGCUUCACCAGGCAAAAUAUCACCUUCAGCCUACCCUCCGGUACCAAACUUAUUGAUACUCCCGGGUUUUUACACGUCUCGCGAGGAUUGGUGGAUAGUUCCACUCCUAAAGACCUGCAAGUGCUAAUGACGAGUCCCUUGGUCAAAGAAACGGAUCAUUUGGUUUAUACGAGAGGACCCCACAAGCAACGCAAAAUCUACAAUGGUAAGGCCGUGAUUUCAGUGGGAGGGCUGGUUUAUCUUCUUCCACCAGCAGACAGCAUUCUGUUGUUCAAAAUGGGAAUUAAUGCAGAAUUGGCCAGAUUUAAAGACAUUGACAAGGCGAGAUCUGUUUGUUUGACCAGACCUAAAGAAAACAGCCACAAGUUCCUGGUUACUCCGGACUCGGCCAAAAACCUGGCCAGAUACGCAAUCCCCCCGUUUUUCGGCCCGAUAGAUAUCGUCAUAGGAGGAGUGGGAUAUUUCAAGAUUAUACCCACCGGUCCUAGAAAUACCACCCGGUUGUUCGAAUUGUUCGCCCCGGUGGGAACUCGCAUUAUCAUUCGUGAUAACAUUCAUAAGUACAUCUAUAGGUACAAGGAUGAGGAUGGGAACGUGGGUCUGAGAAAAGUCCCCGACGACCGCGAGAUCUUCAGCGAGGUGGUUCCAAUUCCGUGGGAACUACCUUCUGACCGGGUGCUUUUGAAGGUUACUGGUCAGGAUAAUAUCUCAGAGGAGAAACAGUUGUUUGCUAAAAGCCACAGCUACACCAAUCCUCACUGGACUCCAGUUGAUUUGGAUCAAUGA